UGCUAUGUUUAAACUUAAACAUGGUAAUGGGAUUCGCGGUGCUUUACAAUUUAUUCACAACACUAUUUGGAAAUAAUGACAGUAGCACUGCAAGCGAACCAAGCAUUCCUAAUCCAAUUCCAAUACUAGAUGCGAAUUUAACGGCGAGUGUUUGCGGACAGGAGGUGUCAUGUUGUCCAUAUACGCGGUAUAGAUCUCUUGAUGGCUCCUGCAAUAACCUGGAGAACCCUGGCUGGGGAACCACCAAGAGCACAUACAUGCGCCUACUCGAGAACCGGUAUUCUGAUAGCAUUUUCAAAUUGCCGAGAAUGGAUACUGGUGACAACAUGCCCAAUGCCAGGGAACUAAGCAUCAGGCUGUUUAAGGAUAAGAUUACAUAUGACAUUGAGCUGAACGUCAACGGCAUGCAGUGGGGCCAGGUCAUCACACACGACAUGUCCAAGUUGGAGGAAGCGACAGAUGCCGCUGGCCAAACCCUGGUGUGCUGUAGGAAUGGUAAGCUAACAUCGGAGGUGCUUACAAAUGAGUUCUGUGCCCCCGUGAUAGUUCCAUACAACGACCGGGUGCAUAGGCCGGGGUCUUGUUUGGAGUUCGUCCGAGCUGACACUGAUCGACACAUCGGUUGUGUAUCUGACGACCAGGAAGCUAAUCAAUUGAACAUGGUAACCCCGUUCAUGGAUUCUUCCAUGAUCUACGGCAGUACUGACGAAGAAAGCAAUGCGUUGCGAUCCUUUGAGAACGGGAAUUUGGAGACGGUGACCAGACGCGGCAGGGAGUGGCCUCCUCAAGCUCAGGACCCUGAGGAAACCUGCGAAGGCGACGCUCUACCCGGGGAACCUUGUUAUAAGGGAGGGGAUACAAGGAUCAAUCAGAACACGGAGUUGUCUGUGCUGCAAGUGCUGUUACUUCUGUGGCACAACUUCAUUGCUGAUGGCUUGAGCGAGGUCAACCCGCAGUGGGACGAUCAGACGCUGUUCCAGGAAGCGCGAAGCAUCGUCGUAGCUGUACUACAGAAUAUUAAUUACUAUGAAUAUCUGCCGUAUUUAUUAGGUGAAAAAAACAUGCUGGAUAACAAAUUGAUUUACCGACGUACCCCGGCCAAUAUCAGGGAGUAUAUAAAUGACUAUGAUCCGAUUUUGGUGCCAGGCGUUAUAAUGGAAAGUGCUACGGCGGCUCUGCGAUAUUUCCAUACUCUCAUUCAAGGAUACUUAUUAAAGAAAUUCGAAGACAGGAGUGAUGCUGGCGAGAUUCGUUUGAGCGAAUGGUACAACAGACCCGUGGUCAUUGAGAGGAACAACACGUUCGACCAGCUCGUGGUCGGGCUGACCGCUCAGUCAGCUUCUGCCACUGAUCCAUUCUUUACUGUCGAGGUCACAGAGUAUUUGUUCAGGGGUAUGAAGAAAGUAGGUCGCGAUCUCCGCACCGUGGACGUUAUACGCGGGAGAGACAUGGGGCUCGGCAGCUACCAGCAAGCCCGCGCCGCCUGCAACCUCACUGUUCCUAGGACAUUUGAGGAUCUACGAGGAAUUAUUGGAAGCAAUUUCAUAAAAAUACUGAGGAGGCAGUACCAAGACGUGAGUAAUAUAGACCUGACUGUGGGCGGAACGUUGGAGAUCCAUGUACCAGGGUCCCGAGCUGGCCCCACCUUCCUCUGCAUCAUGCUCGCCCAGUUCUACAGGACGAGGGUCGCUGAUAGAUUCUGGUUCGAGAAUGGCAUUGACGAGUAUAUAAGUUUCACACCCGAUCAACUGGCGUCAAUUCGUGGCGUGACGAUGGCCAGCAUUUUCUGCGAGAGCACCGACAUCGGCACCAUACAGCCAGCAGCAUUCGAAGUUAUUUCACCAGACAAUCCUGUCGUGUCCUGUGACGUUAUACCUUCAAUAGAUUUAACCUUAUGGAGGGACGACGGUACAGAAGAGUACGAAGCACAGCAAGACCAAUCAGCAAAAGGUGUAUGUGCAGGAAGAAAAUAA
This is a messenger RNA of Aricia agestis (brown argus), 1973 nucleotides long. Its product is annotated as peroxidase-like. Lineage: Eukaryota; Metazoa; Arthropoda; Insecta; Lepidoptera; Lycaenidae. Gene Ontology annotation, biological process: response to oxidative stress. The record is from RefSeq and is a predicted model, not a curated record. The transcript is spliced from 12 exons. The coding region runs from base 21 to 1973 and encodes 650 amino acids. Gene Ontology annotation, molecular function: heme binding; peroxidase activity.